Menidia menidia (Atlantic silverside) is the source of this 4152-nucleotide messenger RNA. NCBI's taxonomy places the organism in Eukaryota, Metazoa, Chordata, Actinopteri, Atheriniformes, Atherinopsidae. The record is from the annotation of a GenBank genome assembly.
GGAGAGUUGCUCUGCCAGAGGGGCCAGAUUCGGUGCAACGACACGCUUCUGUACCAGGAGAGUGCGGAGUCCUUCCUGUUCGUGCUGCUGAACCUGGGGCCCGAGGCCGCCGGCCGCACCUUCCACUGCCAGCUCACCCUGGAAAUAAACCACGUGGAUUUCACCCAGAGGGGAGAGGGAACCACUCUGGAUCUGAGCGAGGAGCCCCAGACCGAGAGGCAAAGCUCUCUGGGUGUUGUGCACAAAGUGCCUGGGCGGUGGUCCUCCAGGACGUCCCCGAAGUGUCCUCACACCGCCAUGGUUGAGCUCCUUCUUCCUGUGACGAUGGAGGAGGCCGAGCUCUGCUUUCCUCAGGUCAACACCUCCUGCAGGACGCUGCAGCGUCCUCAGUCUGAGGUCAUAGUGACUGUAGUUACUCUGUCCUCCAUCUCUCUGGUCACUGCGAUUCUCAACCUGCUGGUCAUCAUCUCCAUCUCACACUUCAGGCAGCUCCAAACCCCCACCAACCUCCUCUCUCUGGCUGUCGCGGACUUUCUUGUCAGCCUUAUUUUGAUCUUUCAGAUGAUGCUCAUGGACAGCUGCAUGUUCCUGAGUGACAUAAUAUGUAAUCUGUAUGAGUACCUGGCUUACAUCGUCACCUCGGCCUCCAUAGGAACCAUGGUAAUCAUUUCUAUUGACCGUUAUGUGGCCAUUUGCCACCCUCUGCAUUACUCCACCAAAGUUACACAGAAAAGAGUGAAAAUCUGUGUCUGUGUGUGUUGGAUCUGCUCUGUGGUGUUUCAGGGUCUGGUUCUGAAGGAUAACCUGAAGAAACCUGAAAACGUUGACUUCUGCCUAGGGCAGUGUGCCUUCGUUAGUAACCAAAUAGUCGGUUACAUUGAUAUGACCUUUUCCUUCCUGGUUCCCAUCACUGUGAUAGUAGUUCUGUAUCUCAGGGUGUUUGUGGUGGCGGUGUCUCAGGCUCGGGCCAUGCGCUCUCAUAUCGCUGCCACCCACCUCCAGAGCUCAGUAACUGUUAAAAAGUCUGAGCUGAAAGCAGCCAGAACUCUGGGCAUUGUUGUGCUCGUGUUUCUUCUGUGCAUGUGUCCAUUUUACUGCAUCGCUCUCUCAGGCCAAGAAAGCGCUCUCAGUACAGAAUCUGCUACACUUGUCAUAUGUUUGGUCUACUUUAACUCCUGUGUGAACCCCAUAAUCUAUGUGUUUUUCUACCCCUGGUUCAGAAAAUCAAUUAAACUCAUUCUGACCCUUCAGAUACUGAAGCCCGACUCCUCUGACAUCAGCAUGAUGUGGGGAAACUCUGAGAGGACAGGGAUAAAAAAGACUCAGUCUUUUGGAGUCCAGCAGCUCCUUCUUCCUGUGACGAUGGAGGAGGCCGAGCUCUGCUUUCCAGAGCUCAACACCUCCUGCAGGACGCUGCAGCGUCCUCAGUCUGAGGUCAUAGUGACUGUAGUUGCUCUGUCCUCCAUCUCUGUAUUCACUGCGAUUCUCAACCUGCUGGUCAUCAUCUCCAUCUCACACUUCAGCCUUCUUUUGAUCUUUCAGAUGAUGGUAAUGGACAGCUGCAUGUUCCUGAGUGACAUAAUAUGUAAUCUGUAUAAGUACCUGGCUUACAUCGUCACCUCCGCCUCCAUAGGAACCAUGGUAAUCAUUUCUAUUGACCGUUAUGUGGCUGUUUGCCACCCUCUGCAUUACCCCACCAAAGUUACACAGAAAAGGGUGAAAAUCUGUGUCUGUGUGUGUUGGAUCUGCUCUGUGGUGUUUCAGACUCUGGUUCUUAAGGAUAUCCUUAAGCAACCCGACAACUAUGACUUUUGCAUAGGGCAGUGUGCCUAUGUUAUUACCUACUUAGCAGGAUACAUUGAUUUGACCUUCUCCUUCCUGGCUCCCAUCACUGUGAUAGUAGUUCUGUAUCUCAGGUCUGAGCUGAAAGCAGCCAGGACUCUGGGCAUUGUUGUGCUCGUGUUUCUUCUGUGCAUGUGUCCAUAUUACUGUGUCGCCCUCUCCGGCCAGGAUAGCGCUCUCAAUGCUUCAUCUGCAGCCUUCGUUAUAUGUCUGUUCUUCUUUAACUCCUGUUUGAACCCCAUAAUCUAUGUGUUUUUCUACCCCUGGUUCAGAAAAUCAAUCAAGCUCAUUGAGGAGGAGAGGAGCUUAAAAAACGGCGGCGGUCAGCGGGAUCCUGGAGGCUGGAAGCUGCUUCCUCCUGAGGCGAUGGAGGAAACCGAGCUCUGCUUCCCUCAGCUCAACGCCUCCUGCAGGAGCCCCAGGCGGCCGCACUUCGAGGUCCUGCUGAUUUACAUCAUGCUGUCCUCCAUCUCUCUGCUCACCGUGACGCUCAACCUGCUGGUCAUCAUCUCCAUCUCACACUUCAGGCAGCUCCACACCCCCACCAACCUCCUCCUCCUCUCCCUGGCCGUUUCGGACUUCUUUGUGGGGCUCCUCAUGUCCUUCCAGAUCAUGCUGAUCAACGGCUGCUGGUUCCUGGGGGAGGCCCUGUGCGUUCUGUAUCAGUACCUGGCCUACACCAUCACAGCGGCCUCCACAGGAACCAUGGUGAUCAUUUCUAUCGACCGUUACGUGGCCGUGUGCUACCCUCUGCACUACCCCAGCAAAGUCACGCAGAAAAGAGUGAAAAUCUGCGUCUGUGUGUGUUGGAUCUGCUCCGCCUUGGUCCAGUUUCUGAUCCUGAAGGAUGACAUCAGGCAGCCGGGCCGGUUCAACUCCUGCCUGGGGGAGUGCAUCAUCGUGGUGAACUACAUAGUGGGAUACGUCGAUAUGACCUUCUCCUUCCUGGUUCCCAUCACUGUGAUAGUAGUUCUGUAUCUCAGGGUGUUUGUGGUGGCGGUGUCUCAGGCUCGGGCCAUGCGCUCUCAUAUCGCUGCCACCCACCUCCAGAGCUCAGUAACUGUUAAAAAGUCUGAGCUGAAAGCAGCCAGGACUCUGGGGAUUGUUGUGCUUGUGUUUCUUGUCUGCAUGUGUCCGUAUUUCUGCGUGGCCAUCACCGGACAGGAUCACCUGCUCAAUGCCGCGUCUGCUACGUUUGUGAUAUUCCUCAUUUAUCUGAACUCCUGCCUGAACCCCAUCAUUUACACGUUUGUUUACUCCUGGUUCAGAAAAUCGAUGAAACUCAUUGUGACCCUUCAGAUCCUGAAGCCUGACUCCUCUGACAUCAGCAUCAUAUCAGGAGAGGAUGCUCAAUGCUCCCUCUGCAGCCUUCUCCCGUUUACAUCACGUUUCAUCAUGGUCACGUUUAGCUGUUUGCUCCUUUUGUUCACGGCCCUGCCUGACCUCUGCUCCUCUCAUCCUCCUGCUUUGUUCACAGAAUUUGCAUUUCAAAGCCUCUCAGAUUACAACUGUCAGCUUGAUCUGGAGCGUGGCGAUCAGCCUCACGCACCUCCUGAACCAGGGGUAGAAGAUGGUGUAGAUCAGGGGGUUGAGGGUGGAGUUGAAGUAGAAGAGGAGCACGGCCACGGAGGCGGCGCUCACGCCGGCGUCCCGAGCCGCCAGCGUGACGCAGAAAAAGGGGCACGUGCACACCAGGAACGCGGCCACCACCACGGCCAGCGUGCGCACGGCUUUGGCCUCGGAGCUCCAGCUCCUCGCGCCGAGCCCCAGGGGCCUCUGGGCCCUCUGGGCCCUCAUGGCCCGGGCCUGAGUCACCACCACCACGAACACCCGCAGGUACAGGACCACGGUGACGGAGACGGGGCCCACGAAGGAGAACAGCAGGUCGCACAGGCCGCCCACCGGGUCCACGAACAGCACGCACUCCCCCGAGCAGGACGCGUACAGGCCGGGCUUCCUCAGGCCCUCCAUCAGCAAAAGGCAGUGGAACAGGGCCGAGCCAAUCCAGCACAGGGCCACGCACAGCCUCGCCCUGCUCAGAGUCACCUUCCCGGGGUAGUGCAGAGGGUAGAAGAUGGCCACGUAGCGGUCGACCGAGAUGAGCACCAUGGUUCCUAUGGAGGCCGAGGUGAUGACGUGGUCCAGGACCCAGUACAGGACGCACAUGGCGUCGCCCAGGAACCAGCAGCCGUCUAUCAGAGAGAUCUGGAGGGAAAUGAGGAGGCCCACCAUGCAGUCCGAGACAGCCAGGGAGAGGAGCAGGAGGUUGGCCGGGGUGUGGAGCCUCCUGCAGAAACGACAACACAGCUC